Hibiscus syriacus is the source of this 1085-nucleotide messenger RNA. Its product is annotated as ethylene-responsive transcription factor 5-like. Gene Ontology annotation, molecular function: DNA-binding transcription factor activity; DNA binding. The record is from RefSeq and is a predicted model, not a curated record. Gene Ontology annotation, biological process: ethylene-activated signaling pathway; regulation of DNA-templated transcription. Lineage: Eukaryota; Viridiplantae; Streptophyta; Magnoliopsida; Malvales; Malvaceae. The coding region runs from base 74 to 1021 and encodes 315 amino acids. The transcript has a single exon.
CAAUUCAAAGCACAAUCUUCUUUGUUUCCUUCUCUGAAAUUUGAAACUUUUAUCUUCUUUUCAGUUAUUAGUUAUGGAAACUAGCAGUGCGCUUCAAUACAUCGAACGAUAUUUACUCGAUGAAUUUUCUCCGGCGGAACUGGAGAGCUUUUCGCCUGAAAAUCAAUGGAAAAAUGCAUCAAAACCCGAGGUUUCCACCUCUCAAUCGCUGUCUUUGUGCUCUCAAACUUCCAGCUCCGGUUCCUGUGUAACGGUAUCCAAUUUUAAUUCCGUUCCCGAAUUCCCAGGCUUCGAAUUUGAAUCGAGAAAUCAAUCGGUCGAUCUCACAACGCCUAAGCCCAUCUCUUCCGAUGCCAAUGCCUUUGGAUUGGAAGUUAAACCUCAAAUAGCUAAAAUCUCCGCCGUGAAACCUCAAGCUUCUUCGAAUUCGAGUUCCAAUUCUCAGAAUCGAAAACCGUCUCUGAAAAUCUCGUUGCCCCAUAAAGUGCAGUGGAUUCAUUUCGGUAAACCGGAUUUAACCAUCGCGGAGCCGGGGAAUUCAAAUUCCGAAGAAAAAAGCAAGCGUUACAGAGGCGUCCGACAAAGGCCGUGGGGGAAGUUUGCAGCUGAGAUCCGAGAUCCGACCCGAAAAGGUGCUCGGGUCUGGCUGGGAACCUUUGAUACCGCCAUAGAAGCUGCCAAGGCUUACGACCGAGCUGCUUUUAAGCUGCGCGGAUCGAAAGCGAUUCUUAACUUCCCACUCGAAGCUGGGAGGUUGAAUGUAACCGUUGUCGACGGCGAGAAGAAACGGAGCGCAGACGACGACGGAACUGGGGAAGAAAGUCAAGUAAAGGCCGUGAAGAAAGAAAACGACGACGACGUGACGAAAGCAAGAGAUAACGGUGAUACUCCUUUGACGCCGUCAAAUUGGGCGUCAUUUUUGGAGUUGGAUAAUGACGCGAAGGGGAUUUUUAACAUGCCUCUGUUGUCGCCGUUAUCCCCACACCCGCCUUUGGGCUUUCCCCAACUUAUGGUAAUCUAAAUAAUGAUGAUAAACACGAGAAAAACUACUUUGAUAGGAAAUAAAUUACUGUUAAUCUUUUAGA